Messenger RNA from Haliotis rubra (blacklip abalone), 6003 nucleotides. RefSeq names its product tyrosine-protein phosphatase non-receptor type 13-like. The transcript has 32 exons. Gene Ontology annotation, cellular component: cytoskeleton. The record is from RefSeq and is a predicted model, not a curated record. Bases 177 to 5888 code for a protein of 1903 amino acids. Gene Ontology annotation, biological process: protein dephosphorylation. Lineage: Eukaryota; Metazoa; Mollusca; Gastropoda; Lepetellida; Haliotidae. Gene Ontology annotation, molecular function: protein binding; protein tyrosine phosphatase activity.
CCAUUUUUGUGGCAAUACCUCUUGAAAAUGAUGAGAACAUACCUCCAGCUGUUUCCUGUGCAGAUACCACUGAACAAACUCUACAGCAGGACCCACAAAGUACAUCACCAAUAGGACAGUACCAGCUACCACCUCCUUACCACACUGUGCGGAGCCAGGGAUUCCUUUCUCCUGGAAUGAAACACUCUGCUUACCAGAAAUACAUGCGUUUGAAAGAUCGUCAGCGGAAACUACGUGCUCUACGUCAGGGCAAGUAUGGAGUGGAUGUCAGUCAGGAAUGGUCACAGGGCGAUGGUGCAGAAAGCAUGUCAGACACUCAUUCAACUGUGUCUCUCAUUUCCUGCACAUUAGGGAGCUACAUGCCUGGCAUCCACGCACAGUACGGGUCAGAGGCCGCCCUGCUAAUGGUAGAUCGUGAGAAAGACAGCAUCUUCAGCACCGACCUCUCCUUCCUUAUUCCCGACUAUAAAACACGAAGAGCUGAAGAGGAUCUACCUGUAUCCAACACCCUGCAGUCCACGGUUGACACCAGUAAACCAAGACUGAACAACCAAACAAAGGAGUUUGUUGGCCUCGAGUUCUCAUACCGAGCCAGCAAACCCCUCACUAAACUGACCAUGCCGCUGCAAGGGGAGAGCUUGAAGAACCCAUCCCUUGCUCGCCGUGUGGUCAUCAUUCACUUAACCGGGCAGAAGUUGGAGUCUACUGUGGAUCCCAGCACCACUGGACGUCAGCUGUUUGAUGCUGUCAUUGCUCACCUUGGCAUUGUUGAGUUCUUCUUCUUUGGUCUGUCAUACGUCAAUGAGAGUGAGCACUUCUUCCUGGAGGGUGAUACAAAACUCCACAAGGUGGCGCCAGAAGGUUGGAGGGACUGGAACAAAGGCUGUGUCUCCACAAUCACCCUCACCCUUCACUUCAGAGUCAAAUACUACGUUGAUGCUGUGACAGAUCUUAGACACCUGAGCAGCCACCACCUGCUGUACCUUCAACUGCGCCAUGAUGUGCUGGAGGAGCGCGCCCUCUGCACCGAGGAGCAAGCAGUCUGCCUGGCAGGUCUGGCACUACAGUCCGAGUUUGGAGACCAGGAGACCCUGAGCAGGAACUACUUUGUGCCGGAACAGUAUUUCCCAGGCCAUGUGAUUCGCCGACUUGGAAUGGGCGUUGUGAGAGAGAAAGGGUUGGAGGCACACAGGCUGAAUGCUGGACUGCCACCAACACAAUCUGAGCUUGAGUACAUCAAGAAGGCCAUGAGUCUUCCAGAGUAUGGGGUGCAUUUCCACAAGCUGUUCAAGAGCAAGAAUGACACAUCCAAUCUGAUGUAUGUGGGCAUUGCCAGUCAUCACUUGGUGCUGGCUGAACUCCAUAGCCACAAGCGUGUCAUCAUCCAGCAUCAUGCCUGGAACAGUAUCCUGAAGAUCUCCUUCAACAAGCGCAGGUUCAGUGUCCAGACCAAGCCAGAUAUGGCGAAGAGCAAGCCACCCAAGAUCAACUUGUUCUCCAGCAGCUAUAGGAAGGGCCGCUACUUGCUUCAGUUUUCCACGGCUCAACAUCGCUUUCAGAUGAGAAUGAGGACUCGCCCCAGUAACAUAGAGACUUUGCAAGGUACUGAUCUGAACGAAGAAGCAGGCUUCAUGGAGGAUAAGGAUGUUAUGGCCAUCACAUCUCAGUCAGCCAGUCAACAGGGAAGCUCUGUUGGCAGUGAGGCCAGUGAGGACGUGAGAGUGCUGGGCCCCCCAGCCAAAUACAGAAGCCCUCCGCCCUACAGACCCAGCCUCAGUUUUAGUUUGAAUGACCUUCGAGAUGUUGGACCUCGUUUUGUGCAGCGAGGAUGGGCGUCACAGGUUGCUGCUUCCUGUGUUGAUGUCCGACAAAGUCCUGCUCGGCAUGACUCGCAUGGCAUAGAUAUGAUUCAACACCCAACCCACCCAGGGACAUUUUCAUACCAGGCAGUCAGUGAACCAGAUCUAGAUCAUUCUACAGUUGAGGCCCGUCUUUCACCUCAGACACAUCAUGGACGACAGAUUUUUGAGGUGUCUCUGCUGAAAGACGAAAAUCAUGGGAUAGGCAUCACCAUCGUGGGUGGGGAGAGCACCAGCAAACUAGACUUGGGGAUCUUUGUGAAAUCUGUGACAGCUGGAGGUCCCGCAAACAAGGAUGGCAGCAUCAGGCCAGGCGACCGUCUAGUUGCCAUCAACGGUCAGAGUCUGGAGGGUGUCCAGCAUCACGAGGCCGUGCAGAUGAUUCGAGAGUCGGAUGAUCUGGUUUCCUUACUUGUGUCACAGGUCAGGGCACCCAUGACUCUUCGACGAAAGGUUGUGUCUGUUGAGGCCUUGACACCAGCCUGCUCUACAGUGCACUCUCUGCCCACAAGUGGUGAUGUUGGUAGGACAGAUCCAUUUGUAGACCAAGCAGUUUGUCAUUCCAUGGAUAGAGAUCUUAGAAAUAUUCCACCUGUAAAACCUCCACGACGGAUGAACAGUGAUAACCAGUUGACAAGUGACACGCAUGCUACUGCUGGGACAGCCUGGGACACUGUUACGUUGCAAGACGAGCCUGUGUCAGGUAUGAGUGAGACCACUGCUGCUGAAUUAGCAGAGAGCAUUCUGGGUACUGAUAGGGAGGAGUGCAUUCUGGGUACUGAUGGGGAGGAGUGUGGUGUUUUGAUGAUGGACAGUAAUCAGUGGGCAGUCAGCAAGGAAGAAGAGCUGGAAGUACUUGGAGACAUUGCAGAUCUUGCAAUAAUUGAUGAUUCUUCCUCGGAUUCGGACUUUGACACUGCCCUGGAGAAUGCUGUGAAAGGCCGCCUCACACGGAAACCCUCUCAGAAUGCCUCUAAUGUCCCGAUCAGGCUGCAGAAACACAACGGCCAGUCAGGGAUUACCAUCACAGGAGGCAGUGACUCCAGGUUCAAAGAUGGUGCAGUCUACGUCAUCUCAGUUAGUUCUUCAGACAAACAAACAAACUCUGUUGUUGUAGGAGACCAACUGUUAGAGAUCAAUGAUGUCAGUGUCCAUGGACAGACAUAUGGACAGGUAUUGGAACUUCUACAUCGAGCCCCCUCUGUGUGUCCACUGCUGGUCCGGCGAAUAGCUCCAUCUCUUGCAGGGAGUCUCCCAGAGGUGACACCAGCCAUGGCCCACCUUCCAGCUGACAUCUCCACAGAUCCAUAUUCAUUUGUUACCCGGGGGGAGAUAUAUGAGGUGGAAUUGGUGAAAGGUGCCAGUGGGUUAGGCUUCAGCUUCCAGGGUGGUGAGGACCUUCACCCGGACAACCCCUCCCUCUGUGUGCCCCGAAUCAAGAAGCUCUUCGUCAUAGGCCCUGCAGCGGAGAGUGGACUGACCAAGCCUGGAGAUGUCAUACUAGAAGUCAAUGGUAGACCAAUGAGGCAUUUAACAAGAACGGGUAUUAUGCAAGCAAUGAGGUCAAGUAGGUCAGUCAGACUGAAGAUGUGUCGGCCAAGACCUGGAGAUUUACCAACAAUACAUUGCUCAGACAGUGAAGACUCACUCAUCUCCCAGCUGAGGAUGCCAGUUUACUAUGACAAGGAUGGUCACUCCCUCUUUGACUCAGACUUUGAGUCAGACUCUGAGGAUGAAGGGAACACACCAAGGCCUCGAUUUACAAGACGCUCGCAGGCCUCUGACAGUGAUUCAGAGUCUACUGUCAGUCUUACUGUUGCACAAACAAAUCAAAAUUUGGAGCAAACUGAUCAAAUUAUGGAACAAACAGAUAAAAAACUGGUACAGGUAGAUAAGAAGGUUGGUGUGACUUGCCAUCCUGUAUUUGGUUCAGAGCAUCUGAGUGGUGUGGUGGGGCACAGGGAGGAUGUUAUUAAUCAGAAGUCACUGACUCGACAGGAACAUGUAGCAUCUGACACAGAGAUAAGUGAAGGAGACAAUGCUGUGAAACAAGUCUCUGGAAACAAAAAUGUCAGUGAAGUUGAAGAUGUGGAUGAUAGCCUGGCAUCAGUAGAGGAGCUGAUAGCUCCCACACAAGAGCAGAUAACUCCCACACCAGAGCAGAUAACUCCCACACAAGAGCAGAUAACUCCCACACCAGAGCAGAUAACUCCCACACAGGUGUUCGAGGUGACUUUGUGUAAACGCCAGCGGGGAGGGCUUGGUUUCACAGUGGCAGGUGGUGCCACCACAACUGGCGGCUGUUACAUCAAGGGUAUUGUACAAGACCCAGCACUUUCUGAUGGAAGACUGAGAGUUGGAGAUAAACUCAUCAGGGUGAACAGUCAGGACAUGUCUGACAUGAGUCAUUUCGAGGCUGUGAUGCAUCUGAGGAAGGCUCCCCAAGUCGUUACUAUAGCUGUCCAAAGAGAUGACAGUGACGAUGACUUCCUACCAAUACAUGUCAGCAGCAGUCAAGGUGAAGGUCAAACAGAUACAAGUGAUGAGCAAAGCGCUGCUGAGUUACAGUCCUGCAUCAAUACUGCAUUGAGCUCAGAAGAAAGCCUUGAUGAGAGACACCCAGAGAGUGCUGCCACAGAGAUAGUGAAACCUAGCCAGAGGGAGCCUGAUGACCCCUCACACCGACAAGGAGGAGGCCCCGAGACAGGUGUGCAGAAGGUGGAGCUGCAGAAGCCGGCAACUGGUGGUCUGGGGUUCAGUCUAGUGACUGCACAGAAGAACCAGGAGAUGUGUGUGUUUGUCAGGACCAUCUCGGAUGGGGGUGCAGCAGCAACAGAUGGCAGGCUGCAAGUGGGAGACCGGCUGCUGCAGGUGAAUGGGGAAUCCCUGGUUGGAAUGAACCAUGUCAAGGCUGUGAAGAUUCUCAGAAAGGCAAAACCAGGGCCAGUUGAAGUUACAAUAUCUAGACCAGGUCAGAUGCCAAGCUUCACUGAUGCCCAGUCAGAUGUGAGUGAUGUGGCUCAGACGGAUGCGAACAGUUGGGGCAAGGACUUUACUGAUGACUCUGUCAACUCAGCUGCCUUUAAGGAGGACUCCACCCAUUUCAUGGCCCACGAAGAACCAACACCAUGUUCAGAUGGGGGGGACAAUCCUGGAUCUGACAAUACUCAGAAGACAAAUGAUAUCACUGUACUAUUUGAUGAUAGUGAUUAUGAACUAAUUACAGGGGAUUCACAUUUUAUUGAAAUUCGCAAACUCCCCCUGACUGUUCCCGAUAUGAUCAAAGAGGACUGGCUGAGUUCUCUGCCAUUGAUGUCAAUGGCCGAGGAUGAUGAGGAUGUGAUUCUAACUCUGCUGCAGUAUCUAACAGACAAAGUGGAGCAGGAAGAUCCCCUAGAGGAGUUCAUGAAUCUGCGCCAUUUGCAGCCCACAGACGAAAGUGAAGAGGCCAGGUUAUCGUUCAACAGACACAAGAACAGAUACAGGAAUGUCCUUCCCUUUGAUUUUAACCGAGUGCACUUGUCAGGACAUGAGGAUUUCAUCAAUGCCAGCCAUGUAGAUGUGAACAUCGGUGAUGCAUCUCUGCAGUACAUUGCAUGCCAGGGCCCACUGCCACACACCACUGCAGACUUCUGGAACAUGGUAUGGCAACAAAGGGCAGAUGUCAUCGGCAUGCUUACUCUGGAUGUGGAGGCUGAGCGAGUAAAGUGUCACCGCUAUUGGCCAGAAUCCACAGACACACCUAUCAGUGUCUCUGACAGCUUGACUGUGAGUCUCAAGUCCCAUCAGGUGCUGGAUAAUGUUCACAUCCGCCAUAUUGUCCUACAUGAACACAAAUCCAAAAUGAUGAUGAACAUUGCUCACCUGAACUUUGUGGCGUGGCCUGACCACGGGGUUCCAGACACUGCGCUGCCCGUCCUGCAGUAUCUCCGGCUGAUGCACCUCUAUCAUCACAGCGCCCCUCCUCCUCCACUGCAGUGCUGGCAUUGGCCUAACUGGUACCCUCAUCACGAUCGAUGCCAUCCCUAGCAUACAUUGAGUCCAGUUUGAAGUUUGAUGUGUUUGAAAUAGUUAGUGACUUACGCCGACAGCGCUGUGGAAUGAUCCAGACAAAGGUGAGUACACCACCAUGAAACGUCAAACC